Protopolystoma xenopodis is the source of this 438-nucleotide messenger RNA. NCBI's taxonomy places the organism in Eukaryota, Metazoa, Platyhelminthes, Monogenea, Polystomatidea, Polystomatidae. The record is from the annotation of a GenBank genome assembly.
AUGCCUAGGAAUGACCCCAAUGCGCCUGCAAAGGCCUUGUCGUCGUUCAACUUUUUUGUAAAGCACAAAUCGAAUCAAAAUGUAUCAUAUGGCUUUCUUACAUUUGCCGAACGCAAUAAGAAACUGGGCAUUGAAUGGGGCUCUCUUCCAGAAUCUGACAAAUUGCCUUUCAUCAAGCUCGCAAUGGAUGACAGACUUCGCUACAAGAAGGAAAUGGAAGUUUAUAAGAAAUCAGCUAAUUACAAAAACUGGGUCGUUGCUCACAAGGGUACUUGCAAGAAAGAUAGCUCACUUAAAGCGAGAACUAAAUCGGGACGAGAUACUCAUCUUCCCAUCCCAAGCAUAACUGAUGAACAGUUCAGGCUUCCCAUUUUUGCCCCUGACUUUUUGGAAUUUAACAGAUUACGGGAAGCUAAAUUGCGAUCGUUAAGAAAACAG